CCAGCCGCGAAACAAGCGUUCAUCUUCUUUUCAUUGAUUUUUCCUCUAUAUAACUUUUAAUUGCUGAAAAAUGCCUAUUGCAGAGAAGCGUAGUGCUACGGAUGGCAUAGUUGUACCCUUUAAAAAACCCAGGACUGAGGUGAUUCCUGGGGUUGACAGUCAUGAAGACCCAAUGGGCCCUCCUCGGACUUCAAGCUUUUUGGCUCCAAUUAUGCUUUUAUCAGGCCAUCAAGGGAAAUAUUCUGUGGAAAUUUUCAUCCUGAAGGAAACUUCCUGGCAUCUUCUGGAUUUGAAAGAGAUAUAUACAAGUUCUUAUUUUUAA
Molecule: messenger RNA, 322 nt
Organism: Argiope bruennichi
Lineage: Eukaryota; Metazoa; Arthropoda; Arachnida; Araneae; Araneidae
Product: U5 small nuclear ribonucleoprotein 40 kDa protein-like
Exons: 2
Coding region: 71-322 (83 amino acids)
Source: RefSeq, a predicted model, not a curated record